Molecule: messenger RNA, 1612 nt
Organism: Momordica charantia (bitter melon)
Lineage: Eukaryota; Viridiplantae; Streptophyta; Magnoliopsida; Cucurbitales; Cucurbitaceae
Source: RefSeq, a predicted model, not a curated record
AUGUGUACCCAAUUUCAGGCCCAAACGGUGACGAUUCUCAAUCCCGGCGAUGAUAGCCUCCGUCGGAUCGUGCAUGUUCAGUUCGAACUUUCCGGUCAAGGUUUCACCAUGUGCGACUCUGUUCCGUCGCUCCCCUUUACAUCUCCGAUCAAAUUUCGACGAUUAGGGUUCACCCAAUUCGAAUCUCUUUCCCUCCUUCUUUCAAAUCCCUUCAAUUCUGGCCGCUCCGUUGUUAGAAAUGGCUGCCCACUCUUCCCUUCGAAGACAAGAGUCACUAAAAGCUUGGGCGCAUUUGUACCAAAGCGAAAUCCGUUCAGCAGCGAGUUAAGAUUGAAGGGUGAAGACGAAAAUCUUUUCGACGUCGAACCAAGUCGCAGCGUUCCAAAUUUAGAUGAUAUCGAGGGUAAUUUCACUGGUAGAAAUGAGAUUGGUUCGGACGAAGGACGGGGUGAUACUGCAGCAGCUGCAGCUUCGUCCGGGUUGAAGUUUCUCGAUCAGAAGGGUGGUGGGGAGGGGAAGAAGAAGGGCAUGAACAGCGGAAGAAGCUCUGAAGGAGAGAGGGAUUUGGUUCCCGUUGAAGAUAAGGGUGUAGAAAUGGAGAAGGAAUCGGAAGUGGAGAGUGGGAAGGUAGCAACGAGGAAAAGGAGGCAAGUGAUGAGGAGAUCGAACAUGUUGGCAAAGCAAGUGAUCAGCAUUCAAAGUGCUCUUAGCUUGGGUUUCGUCUCGCAGCUUUGGGUUGAUGCCGCUUCUUGGAUGGUAACGUUUGUGGAAGUGAAGCCAAACUUGCUUUCUGGGGAAUCAGAAUGGUUUCUUCUUGAGGAUAUUAGCCAGGUUGGUGAUGUUGUUCUUGUCCAAAAUGAAACCGUGAUGGAGAAUGAAUUCAAAAUGGCUGGAUUGGAAACGCUGGUAGGAUACAGAGUAGUUACACCUGGUCGAAGAAAUAUCGGAAAGAUACGGGGAUACACUUUCAACAUUAACUYAGGGGCAGUUGAAUCUUUGGAACUUGAUUCAUUUGGGUAUUCCUUUCUCCCGUCCAGCCUGGUGAGUACAUAUGCUUUGCUCGUUGAGGAUGUGCUCGAAGUCAUAUCUGACGUGGUGGUUGUACACGAAGAUGCUGCAUCACGCAUUCAAAGGCUUACAAAGGGAUUCUUAGGCAUCCAAAGUGUGGGGAAUUCAUUAGAUGACCUUGAAGAACAGUACGAGUUCGAAGGACGGAGAUUUGAUCAUGGCAGUUGGAGUAGUAACAACAGAAGAAGUUAUGACAGUAGAAGACCUCGUAAGAGCAGGGAGACGAACAAUGACGAUUUGGGGCUCCCGAUGGAUUAUCUCUGAACCUAAACUCAGGUUUUCCACUCGCUUCCCCUUGUACAUUACACCACACUUUUGCAUAUUUGCUCUCCUCUUUUACUUUUGAAUUGAUGCUGGAUUUGGUGGAUUGAAUGUUUGGAUUUGGAGCCAAAAGUCUCACCCUCCCAAGUUUCAAAAUGGGGGUCUUCCCUCUAUUGCCCACCAAUUGAACUGGGGAACUCUUUUUGCAUUCUUCUUAUUUGUGUUUGUACAUAAUACUUACAUGUUUGUAUACAAGUGAGAAAUCCUUUGGUAUGCCCCUUAA